Messenger RNA from Microsporum canis CBS 113480, 2382 nucleotides. RefSeq names its product RSP. Gene Ontology annotation, biological process: regulation of GTPase activity. Gene Ontology annotation, molecular function: guanyl-nucleotide exchange factor activity. The record is from RefSeq and is a predicted model, not a curated record. Bases 1 to 2382 code for a protein of 793 amino acids. The transcript is spliced from 6 exons. Gene Ontology annotation, cellular component: cytoplasm. Lineage: Eukaryota; Fungi; Ascomycota; Eurotiomycetes; Onygenales; Arthrodermataceae.
AUGGAAACUGUGGAUUUCCAUGAACCUGUGGUGGACUUUCCACUAGGAGCUGAAGUUACAGUGCCUGAUAUUGUUCAAAAUGACCCUCAAGGCGAACCUCAGGCCGAGGGAGACGGCAGACGACCUUCAACGGAAUCUGGUGAUUCAGUGGCUCCGGUUAGCCAGGAUGGCUAUAGCUUCAAACGAUGGAUGAGAAGCAUUCGUGCCAAUCGAGCUACUGUGGCCAGUCCUCGAAACUAUGUCUUGGGAUGGCCGGAGGAUGAGAGAAUGGAUGAGAGCUAUGGUAGGCCCACUGACAAGGAUAGCCUACCAGAUACAUCUUCCGUUUCCUCCUCGGCCCUACUACAGACCAUGGAAACGGCAAGUGUCAGCCAGGCAACGACAAGCAUAGCCAAUAGGCCCCGUACAAAUACCGUGACAAGCACAAAGCAGAGUGCCAGUCUGUUCUCUUCUUCCGAAACAGCCAGAAUAUCGAUUGAUAGCAAUAGGAUGACUACCUCGAUUUCUCUGGAUGAGGCUGCUUGGAACCGUGCCGUCCAAAGACGCCAAAUUAUCCAGGAAUUGGUAGGAACUGAAACCGUGUACGUAUCUGGGCUAAAGGCCUUGGGUGAUACUGGAAUUGGUCGCAGUGUUGGAACCCUGUUGCGGCUACACACUACAUUCCUUGACGCACUUCGAGCAGCUCUCCCUCGUGCUAGCCCCAUCACCCCACUGUCAUCGUCUAUGAAGUGGAUGACGGCAAAGAAAGUGGCCAAAAAAUCUAGCAUUGACUUCCAUCGCAAAUCAGUAACCACUCGAAGGCUACGCGAGCCGAUUGAACACCGUAUUAAAUCAUCGAGAUCUGUCGCUGCUGAGCCAAGUGAAGCGGAAAAGGUAGCUGAAAUCUUGAUGUCAAAACUCCCAAAGUUCAAGAUAUAUGAAGAAUAUGGCAUCAAAUAUCAUCUGGUGUCCCAAGAAAUCGAGGAACUGCGGAAAACUGUUGAUUUUCAGGUCUGGGACCAUGGUACAGAAGCACUGUCGCGAUCAGUGGCACCCAUAGAAUGCCAGGAGCUGAGCCCCAAUCAAGCACUCACUAUUAAUGAUUUGCUUGCUAAGCCAAUCCAGAGGGUGUGCAAGUACCAGUUAUUCCUAUCAGACCUUUUGAAAUGCACCCCAUCGUCUGAUUGCCCAGCAGCCCGCGAAGCCCUUGAGCUUGCUCACCAGUGUAUGAUCGAUACAGUUCAAGAAAUCAAUCGAGCUACGGGGGACCCCAUAGCCAAGGACCGUAUGGCAAAGACUUUGCUGCUACGGAACAAGCUAGACUUCACAGGCUUUGUAUGUGGUGUUCUUCAUAUUACCUAUGAGACCCUGGAGUCGAUAGCGGGAGAGUACAUGGUAUGUGCUCUCUUUGCCUCACAUAUCCUUCUGGCGGUUCCUUGUGCCGAAAAUCGAAAUUUUGCCGUAGUUGCCAUUAUUGCUACGACGCGAGCAAAGGUUGAGAAUGUCAAUGAGAAACCUGGGUUGCAAUGCACAAGGACACCUCAUUCCUGGAAAAUGAUUUACAUUGCUAGCGGUGAAACCUUUGAGCUUGUCAUGACGGCGUGCUCUACUAAGGAGGCCGCUCAGUGGAUGGACCAACUCCUCCAGAAUAUAGCCCCAGAAAUCACAGUAGACACACCAAGAAUCGGCACAAAGGUUCGAUUCCCCAUCAAAGAACGUCCAGUGAUAACUAUCAACGAAGCUGGCAAUAUGGUCCAGCCAAUCUGUAGGCUUGUUCGCAUUAAAGGAACGGAGGCCGUCCCACGACUGAACCAAGUGCCUAGCCCUAGCGCGUCACCUUCGAGAUCUCAAACCAUCUUGGUCACUCCACUGGUCACCUUAACCCCAAGCCGCCAGGACAGGAUGCGAAUGGAGCGAUGGUUGGCUAACAUAUGGACCUGUGAUAUCAUCCCAUACCCCGGAAUGCCAGGCCGCAGCGAGUACUUUAUCCGAGCUCAGGCGGGUUCCUUCUUUCGAAGCCUUAGCAGCCGUCGUCCAUUUUCACGGCGUGCAAGCAGUAUCACCACCACGACAACUCAGUCAAUCAACUCCGUGUCAAAGGGUGGUGCAGGUGUGGAAGAUAUGGAUAUGACCACCCCCACCAGCCCGAUCUCCAAGCACAGCACUCGGGAGCUUGAUGACAUAACGGACAUCAAUCCACGAUCGAGGAGUUCUUCGCCAGCACGCGCAGCCCUGUCUAUGCUUAAAUGUGGCUCAAUUGUGGACGAGAUGGUGCAACAUGAAGCUCAGGAGAAAGACCCGAAAGCAGUCAAGGAGGCCAAGGGAGGGAAACGUACGAGGUGGGGUGUUUCUAUGUUUACGACGCCGAGCCGAUCUCGUCGCGGCAGGCCAGUUGAAGCGUAA